UAAGAUAAUUUGUGGUACAGAAAGUGAUAAAAUAAGGAGAUCUGAUUUUCUUGCAAGCACAACCUAUUUUGAUGGUUUGCGAUGUCAAAGAACAAAACUGUCUAUUUCACAUGUAAAAAAUAAACAUAAAGGGAUACAUUUUCAUAGAUUUUAUAGUCUGUUGCUGGUAUAGCAAGUCAUUAGAAACUCCAUAAGGGAAAAACAUUGUCCCUUUUAAACAGCAGUGCUAUAUGUUUAGUGAUAUAAUACUUGUUUAUCUGUAACCUGAAUCUGUUGUACAUGAAUAACCCGCACUGUGUCUGCAUCUCCUCCCAGGUGGCCAAACAGAAUGGUUUCCCCAGCUAUAGCCUUGGCUUUCAUUCCCUUCAUAGCCACCGUGAUCAUUCGUUAUCGUCAUUACUUCCUCCUGUUCUACCGAGCGGUCAUUGUGCGCAAGAUCCAGGACUAUCUGACCGGCAUCCCACGAGAAGAGAGGGCUUUCCAGUACGUGAUCACUCAUGCUAUUCCUGGGGAUACACAGCAUGUGCUUAAUACCUUCGAUCAAUACUGUUACCACUGCGAGCACCUGAGCAACAUUGGACCUUACAAAGGGAAAAUCCUGGAUCGGCUAAUCUAUGAGAAUGCGCCUCUCAACGUGUUGGAACUUGGCACUUACUGUGGGUACGCGACCAUAAUCAUUGCUCAGGCCUUGCCUCUAGGUGCCCGGCUUUAUACAGCUGAUGCCAAUCCUAAGAGGGCAGCAGUGGCCGAGAAAGUAAUUCGACUGGCAGGGUUUGAUGAUGAUACGGUGGAGCUUCUGGUUGGAUCCUCAGAUGAGAUCAUCCCACAGUUGAAAGACAAACAAGGGGUACAGAAGUUGGACUUUAUCUUCAUGGAUCAUGGGAAGCGCUGCUACCUCCGGGACCUCCAGUUAUUAGAGGAGGUGGGACUGCUUCGUGAAGGUACCAUUAUCCUGGCAGACAACGUGCUGUUCCCUGGAGCACCUCACUUCCUGCAGUAUGUCAAGAGUUCUGGGAAAUACCAAUGCAAAAUACAUCGAGGCAGCCUGGAAUAUUUCCGAUACAUAAGAGAUGGAAUGGCAGAACUUACUUACACCAAACUGGCAUGAGUCUUGUCAAGUCAGUGUGCCAAGACAUGGCUUCUCAAGAACAGGAGAUAUAGGUUUCCUGUGAUCUCAUUUUAAUCAUUUGCUUCCAGAAAUGUCAUUGCAGAUCUGUAUGCAAAUUAAAUGUUUAAAAGCAAUUAAAACUAUAAUUUUGUUAGUGAACUUUGAAAAGUUUUGGAACCCAGUGGCAUACCCCUUGAAAACCUUUGUCAGUGUUUAUUUUACAUCCUGUUCUGUGGCCAGUUAGGGAAAGACAUAAAUGAACUCAUAUGCAUAUCAAGCAAUCACUGUGCAGUAUGCAACACUGUCAGAAUUCAAUGGAAUGUACUCCAGCCUCUCUGGCACCAAUAGAAAAACUUACAUUAUAAGAUUUGAAUUGCAGGAAAAGCAGUCACAAUAAAGAAUAACAGGGGAAUAUAA
Molecule: messenger RNA, 1525 nt
Organism: Bombina bombina (fire-bellied toad)
Lineage: Eukaryota; Metazoa; Chordata; Amphibia; Anura; Bombinatoridae
Product: transmembrane O-methyltransferase homolog
Exons: 3
Coding region: 329-1108 (259 amino acids)
Biological process (GO): dopamine metabolic process; catecholamine catabolic process; developmental process
Molecular function (GO): catechol O-methyltransferase activity
Source: RefSeq, a predicted model, not a curated record